AUGUUGACAGUAUUUCCUCGGCUAUCACGUCCACCGGUGACCAGGAUUAUCCCCUCAAAGGGUGGCGCUGCGAGACCCCAUCGCGCAGUUCUCAUGGGGGCAGCCGGCAGCCAAAAGUCUGCUGAGGUCAGCUUUUCUCGCCAGUCUGCUCCCAAGUUGCAGAACACCACCGAGGCGAGCCUGAGGGAGUUAUUCCCACCGCCAAAAACGAAAACCCGACUGUCGCCGGGCAAGUAAGCAGCGGCUAGAAUACUCCUCUUCUCCUCUAGAUCGGGCAGCUUGUGUCAUCUGUCCAGUGUGGGAAAGAGGUAGGAGGAGGAAAAAGAAGAAUAAGAAAGUGAUAAUGGGGGUGAUAAUGGUGAUGAUGGUGAUGAUGAUGAUGAUGAUGAUGAUGAUGAUGAUGAUGAUGAUGAUGAUGAUGAUGAUGAUGAUGAUGAUGAUGAUGAUGAUGGUGAUGAUGAUGAUGGUGAUGAUGAUGAUGGUGAUGAUGAUGAUGAUGAUGACGACGAUGAUGAUGAUGAUGAAAAGAGGGCAGAAGUCUUCCACAAAAGUACGCCAAGGCAAGUGUCUUCUCACCUGUCUUGUCUGACGUCAUAGACUUCGCAAGAGGAAAGAAAUAACCACUCGUUCGCUUCCUUAAAAAAACACCAAAAACGCCAAUUAGGACUUCCUCUCGGUUUGCGGUGACAACCGCAGCGGCGUGAAACCAGCGUCCAACAGCGAGGGGCGUCCGCUCGCGCCAGCGCCCUUCUCUCACCAGAAACUCAUCAACAUACCUUGGGCUAUCCUCUACUCCUACUACGAAAAUCCUCUCUUCCGAAAAGGUGGAAAAAACAAGGCAUAAAAUAAUUCAGUGAGGGUUGGGGACUUUACACAAAAAAUGUCUGAUCCGUUGUCUUAGGAAUAUGCAGGCCUCGGUCGCGGAAGCAUGUUUACUUCACAAAGAAGCUAAUUUAUACGAGUUUUUUGCCUUUUCUAAAGCAGGAAAGGAAAAUUCUACAAUGAACAGUACCAGGAACUCAAUAUUCCUAUGCAAUUACAAAUGUGCUGAGUGCUCUGCUGACAACAGGCUUAAAAAAUAGGGUGCGCAACUGUCGAGCAGCUCACCGCCCACGACACUGUAGGAGGCCCACUGGCGCUUAUUUAUGUUAGCAACUGGUUCUGCCUUUUGAAGAUUCGGAUCAACACACAGGACAGACCACUUGUUGUGUUCACUUACAUCCCCUCCAAAGAUGAAGACGGCCCGUCCUUCUUGUCUACUGAAAGUCUGUUCUUUCGUCAUCUAUCAUCAUCCCCCCUAUUCGAUCGUGCUCCAGAAAUUGUGCACGAUCAGACAUGUCCUUUAAAUAAGCGUAGGUAUUACUUGGAGAUAUAGGGCGAAUACGCUUCGUGGGCAUGUUCUUCGUGUUCAUGAACGCAACUGUGCACCCAAAAAGGACGCAAAUAAUAUUGCUUCUUAUGGCACAUUUGAUUUAUACGUCCGAUUUCACUCUAGCCACUGUUUGAUUUUUAUUGUAACUAGAGACAGGACUUUUUUGGUCAACACUGAAGAUUCAGAAAGAUUCUGGCAUUACUUUCGCGGGGUUAUGGGGCGUCUAAUUGACUCCCAUUGUAAAAUAAAAAUAACAAGACCAUGUGCACGAUCGCCUUGGGCCACUCGGAUGACAAAAAGACCAUGCAGAAGAAACAGAGGUUUUGGAAAAGGCAUCUGUGCUGAAGUACUUGACUACUUGACCUUUGACAAUCUUGUCACGUUUGCUUUACUGUAGCAUUUGUUUUAACGUGACGAGGACUCCGCCGCUUAUAAGCCUCGCGCCGUUUGCAUGCUCUCUGGUCAGGUCGUUGCACAUUUUGAAAAAUAACUUUAUUCACUUACUGGCCUUCAUUACCUCUCUCCGUUUAUGAGGUUAGUGAGCCGUAGUUCGUUAGUUCCCGGGAACAACAUAACUUAAGUCAUAUUUGCAACUUCAACAGCCAAUAACAUUCGCCUAAUAUAAGGAUCAGCACAAUAAAUGCGACAAAAAAAUUCGGGUUGUUAGAACUUCUUUCAAGAUCCAACUAAUAGCGGAAUCCAUUACAUGUCCCGAUAAUUUUUAUGGACACAUCCGCAGGAAAAGAAAACGUUAGGAUGAGCUUGUGUGUCUAAAGGAUAGCCUCGGAAACUUAUUACUUGAACGACCACAGAAAGUUAAAUUGCUAUCUUAGUGUUUUCAAUCGAUUACUAUGAAUGAUUCCUCUGAAAACAAUCAGGAGUUUGAAAUGGAUCAAGACGGCAGGGAGCUAAAAAUGCGCCAAGAUACUGCCGUCAUUCAAACGGUUGCACUUUCCUUUCGAGGAAAUAAAACGUGUUCUCAGUGAAAUAAACCAGAUAAGUCUCCUGGGUCCAACGGAAUUCCUGGGCUGAUACUUAAGCAGCUCUCUACGGAGUUGUUAAAGCCUUCUUCGACUCUCCUUGAGCUGUGAAUGAGAGCAGGAAGACUUAUCGUGAGCGCUAAAGUCAUACCCGUCAAUUCCAGACUAUGAAUAUCACGAUCAGACCAGAGUUAUGAAAUAAUUAACAAUCAGAAAUGAUGUGACCCGACAAUCUAACUCAUGCCGAGCGCGUUGUGUCGAGUUGUGUUCCUUCCAUUCACUUAAACAACCAGUAAGUUCAAGAGUAAGGAACAGGUAGGGAAAGACAUGAGAGUCUGGCGCCUCAGCACGGACUGCCCUUGCAGUAGAUGACGGCUUACCUCGUUCCAUUAUAUAAAGGAGGUAGCAGGAUGGCAGCAAGCACCUUCAGGCCAUUUAGCUUAACUUUCCUCCGAUGCAAAACGAUGGAAGGUCUAGUAAAGAGCGCCACACAACUUUUUACUGAAGAAAAUAACAUCUUGCAGGAUUACGAACUUGGCUAGCUGAUAGUACGUUCCUGUCUCUCAAAUCUGCUGACUGGUCUGGAGAUCUUGACCAGAGCAAAAGAAGAGGGUUUUGAGGUCGAUAUCGUGUACUUCGAUUUCUGCAAAGCAUUCGAAACUGUCUUGCACCAACGCCUUCUGCACAAAUUGAGCGAAAUCCGCAUCCGGGGAGAUCUUCUGAACUGGAUAAAAGCCUUUCUAUUUCAUCGGAAAUAACGUGUCUGUAUCGGAGAUGAUAGGUCAGACUGGGUGAAUGUGACUAGUGAUGUGCUUCAAGGCUCAGUUCUGGGACAAUUGCUCUUCAUCACUUUAUGUUAAUGACAGCCCUCAGGAACUCGACAGUGGCAAAAUAAUGUUUGCCGACGAAGUAAAACUCUGGCAAGUCAUUCAGAGUCCAAAUGACCAGAGAGCCCUUCAGAAAAUUCUUCAGUGACUGUAAACAUGGCCGUAGAAGUGGCUUCUAUAUUUCAAUGUUCAGAUGUGUGCCGUCUUUCAUCUGCGUCCAACCAUCUGUCAUUUAACCGAGAGCCUAAAAGGGCAUAUCACCUGAAAGACAUAAGACUUUCAGAAGAAUCUUCAAUGCAGUGAAACAAGGCUGCAAAGAAAUAUCAGGGGCGUGCCCAAUGCAAUCAAAAUGGCGUUCGUAAGCUUUGACAAUAACCUCUUUGGAAGAGCUCACGGCACCCCUGUUCGGUACCAUUCAGAAUAGAGCAUACAAGCUUGACAUCCAUGGCUUGUAAAUUAGCAAACAUGCCUUGGAUGAGUACAACGUCUUGAAACAAAGCUGGUGAACGGUUUAAAAAGCCAAUCCUUCAUUGAGAGAGUAAAUUGCCUUUAUUUGUUCUCUCAAUGUUACCUAUCCUCUUCUGCAGGAUAAUACAUGACCUUCAGCAUGGAUUUAGCUUUAAGGACAUGUUUCAAUGGCGCCUUUCACCCAAAAUUCGUGGUCACUCGAUGAAGCCACGCACAAAAAUAUCCAGGCUGAAUUUUCGUUCUGAAUUUUUCGCACAAACGGUAGUGGAGAAAUGAAACAACCACUCUCAGUCAGUCAGCUUCAAGAAACGCUGGGGUGCUUAAUUGUGUCCCCAAUUUACCCUCGACAGUCUAAACCUGAGCUAAUCACCCUGCGGUUCCUGCAAAUAUUUUUCUAUAAACAAUUUUCUAUAAACUUCUCUGAGACAAUGCUACUCAAAUGAACCAAGUACUGUUUUAAUAGUGAACAUUUUUGUUCGUGUACAGUUAUUCUAACGAGCUGACAUGUAAUCAAAAGGGUUUUCAAAGGCUUUGCCUAUUAUCCUUACCAAAUAAACUGAAAUAAACUGAAAUAACACAAUAAAAUACUGAUUAAUAGCGCAGAAUUUCAUUUUUCAUGUACAGUUUUAUCUAACAAGAUGACACGUAAUCAAUAGGGUGUUCAAAGGCCUUCUCUAUUUUUCUUACCAAAUUGAAGACCACUCAGGCGGACAGGUAGUCAGUAGGUUUUUAUUCCAGAUAAACACCGGCACGAGAGACGGAUUCAGAUGAAUGCAACGUUAACCACAAGUGCUGCAGCAUCUGUAAGAUUCAGCUGCAUUGGUACUGCAAACCUAUCAUAUUUGGUGUCCCCAAAUUCAUCCAAGUGAUUGCACAUAGCGCAAUAAUAGCUUAGGUACCAGUGUGAAGUUCCUAACUGCCAAAAUAAAAGGACUGAAUUUGGAUAACUAUUAAAAUAUUAACCUCCCCAGUAAAGCUGACAACACUUUCUUCAUCAAUGCCUUCAAUUGCCCGUCAAUUUAUAAGCAAAAAUAAUAUAUUCGAAAGGGGCAGUAUGGAUUCUGGAAAUUCAGUGGAACAAUAACGUGAUUCUUGUAGGGCAACUGCAGACGCGUCGAUCUGUAUACCUGACCUGUUAUUCUACUGAACGCUAGUUAAUGGCCGGAAUUUGGAGAAGCCUAGUAGUAAAUAAAGGGGACUUUAAUAGGUCCCCAAAUCUCCAGAAGGGACUAAGUCAAUCGUCAGGACCCAGUUUAUUUAGCGCCGUAACGUCGAUGACAAUGUUGUUAUUGUCGAGAAGAAGGGGCCGCAGAAUUUUCGUGACCUGUACACCUAAGUCUUUCCCGACACAUAAUUCACAAGUCAAGAUGGGAAAAAGAUGCAGCAACUGCUUUUCCUAUAUGUGUUCUUCGGGCAAAGUUCAAUGAAUGGAAUAGAAAUAAUGGUUUACAGAAAGGCGGCGAACGACGCACAGCUGUUCAGUUUUUACAGCAACACCUCGGUGGCUUACAUGCGAAACUAUGCGAACACUCAUCAUACGGGGUGAGGAUGACUGCAGUAACCUAGCUGAAAAAAGCAUGUAAGGCCGGGUAUCUCCACGAGCGGUUUAUGUGGAAUUGCCAUUGGAGGACGCUUAUAAGUCGUUGCCUAGGUAAUUGCCCCUGGAGGUCACUAUCGGAAACCAUCGACGAUAUGGCAAGCUCUAACGUACAUCAUGGCCGUUUCAGAGACGAUCGAAUGCAUUGCUAAGGGACUUCGAGCCAAAGUGACUAUGCGCAGCAUGGUCAUGAUUAUGAAGGACCAAAUAAAUCCUAAUCAGAAGUCCGAUGUAAUGUAACGUAAACCGUGAAUAGACUGUUCUUAUAAUUCCACAGUUACGAAUGUAAUCAUGCAUCUAUCGCGUCCAUAUCAACAUUCAUGGCUGUGCGACGGGAUGCGGAAUAAUCAUUAGUGGCUGUCUUCCAUUUCGAAAUUAAUUACCGCCGCAAACUAGCAGCUAAAAUGACGGGCGCCCACGCUAAUAGCGAGACACGACUAGAAUUGACUGAAGCCUAGACCUCAGAUGACAGCUCACUCAAUCGGCAUAUUUUAGUUUGGUGCCGCCCUACAGAGCCACGUACAGACCCCAAGACUGAUGACAAUGAUAUUUGAAUGGCUCACAUACCCCAAACCUGUCACUUGUUCCGUCGCAUUUUUACCCUAUGAAACCCGAUUGUCCAAUCUCGGCCUCUUUCCACUGAGUUACAGACAGCUAAGAGGCGACCUUAUACAAACAUUCCGUAUACUGCGCGGCCAGGACUGCUGUCUCGUACCUACUGAUUUCUUUGAGUUAGCGACCACAACGAACCUCCGAGGUCAUCCACUUAAACUACGCGUAACUGGCGCCAAGCUGGACACUCGGAAGUUCUUCUUUUCAAACAGAGUGAUCGAGGCCUGGAAUGCUCUGCCUGCAGGUGUCGUCAUGUCCACCUCCGUCGAGGCUUUUAAGCGCAACUUGGACAAGAUUGCCACCAAUCGUCAUAAUGCCACCUAA
Spirometra erinaceieuropaei is the source of this 6180-nucleotide messenger RNA. The record is from the annotation of a GenBank genome assembly. Lineage: Eukaryota; Metazoa; Platyhelminthes; Cestoda; Diphyllobothriidea; Diphyllobothriidae.